AUGGCGACAUUGGAAUUCUGCAGUUUUAGAGGUAGGGAAAUUUACUGGAAACUUAGAAAAGCUCGGUAUACUAUAAAUCUAUAAUUCAAUAUAAGUCGGCGGGUUAUAACAAGGACAUAGUUAAGGCGUGUUAGAAGCCUGUGUGAGUUGGGAAACAAAGUUUGUCCGAGUUGCCAGGGACUUUUGCGAGAUUUGGUCAACUUUAGUAAAAAAAAAUAUCUCUUUUUUAUUCUAGGUGUCUAAACAUUGGAGGGCAUUUCUUAAAUAAUAUUUUUGUUAAAAACAGCUUUAAUGAGACUACAAAGACGUUUAAUUUCAGAACCCGUGAAUCUUCGAUUACUCAUCAAUGCAAACAAGAGACUUAAAACCAUACCAAUCGAAGACUACUCUGGAUUCUUGACCUAUCUAAAAGAUGUCAGGGAACUUCUUUCCCAAAGGCCUUCAAAAAACCUGGCAAUAAUUUUGCGCUAUUCCAAUAGACGAGUUCCAUGGAUAACGCCGAAGAUUGCAGGAGAAAUGGGGACCAAAAUAAGAGGUAAAAUUGCCAUUACAAUUCAAAAAUGAAACAAAAAAUUUCUAUUGACUAUACUGUUGCUUAAAUUUAGAUUUAUUCGAUCAACGUUUUGUUGACCUGACAGUUUCUUCUUACCGCUCUUACGUCGAGCGAAGGCAACUUCAGCCGUUUUUGCAGGAGUUAAUUCCAGCCUUACGCAAUCUGACUUGUGGAUUGGAUGACUUGUCGACUUUUGGAGGCGCCUCGGUCGAUAGAAUGGAGCUAAAGAGUUGGUUUAAUCGUGAGCGAAAAAAUUGGUGUAAGUCAUUUGUCUUGAGUAAGAACGACAUAGCUUUCCUGGAAAAAAGAGCGGUUAAAAUGAAGGUUGAAAGUUGACGUUAAAAUACGAUUUUCUCAAGGUUGCAACCUCUUUAUAAAAUCUUUUUUAGACCUUCCGUAUCUGUUCGACAUCAAAGCGGAGAGUUUUAUAUGUGGCCAAGUUUUGAGCCUUGUUCAACUCUACAAAAGCAGGUGAGUCCCGGCUUUUUCUUCUUGAAGAAGCUAAGAUUUGAGUUGAAAUAUACGUAUGUCAACAACGAAUAGCAAGAAGCCAAAAAGUUACUCGUUAUUGGCGGGUUUAGAGCUAGCACUUCUGAGCCCCAAACUAGCCAGAUUUUGCUGUCAAAAGACUUGUUGAAAGUCACAGAUUUUUUUGUAAAUUUCCGCUGACUGAAGCCAUGAUUUUAGGCUGCCAAAUCAGCCUAAAUGCAAGUCUUUGGAAUGCUCUGUGGACAUGGACUUUGAUGUUCCUCCCAAUUUUUACCAAAACGUGUUUCAAGAGAUCUCCGAGGCAAUGCCUAAGCUUCAAAAGCUGAAACUAAUCGGGUCAGCGACUCAACGCGUUUCUGUAAGCAGAACAGAACUUGUUGGCCUACCGUAAUAUGGCUUUGAUUUGUAGGAAUUUGAAGUUUUUUCAUCACAAAUUGCGGAACAUAUCCUACAAAUUGCCAAACAUGCCAACUGUUCCACUAUUGGCGACUUUAAAGUCAUCAGUUUGGAUUCCGGCAGUCGCCAGAUGAUAUUGGGUUCCAUUUUCGAAAAGUUGAAGGUCUCUGAUGAUAAUGUAAAAUGGAAUGGAGAUCAUCAGCUUAUGUUUGAAACGGCAACCACAAAAAUCUUUGUUCGGUUCACAGUCUCUCGGCAAGAGGAUUCCAUUAGCGAAGUUGGAGAAGAAGAUGGUGAAGAAGCGGCGAUUUUGAGUAGGAGAAACGGAGACUGA
Molecule: messenger RNA, 1772 nt
Organism: Bursaphelenchus xylophilus (pine wood nematode)
Lineage: Eukaryota; Metazoa; Nematoda; Chromadorea; Rhabditida; Aphelenchoididae
Source: the annotation of a GenBank genome assembly